AUGAGAGGGCGCGCACAGGCUAGGACGCCACAGCGCACGCGCCGCCAACUGGGCUCGCUCCGGCGCGCCCCCGGCCGUUUCCGGCUGCGCUGGCGCGUUAGUGAGCGAGGCCCAGCGUUGCAGGGUGCUUUAAACCAGUCCCUGGGACCACCCAGAACACCGAUGGACCCAGGUGUCGGGAUGGAGGCCUAGCUGGAAGGAGGAGGACACUCCUGGAAGGAGCCGACACAGGAGGCCAGCAUGGAGAGGAGAUCUGCGGAGAGCAGGCAGGGCCGCCCGCACAGAGAAGCACCCCGCGUGGUCGGGCUGCUGCUCACCAUGGCCCUCACAAACGCUCUCCUUUACCUCUGCCUGGACCAGUUUUUCAGUUCCCCUCCACGCUCCACCGAGGCCCCCAGGCCCUGUCCCCAUGGCUUCUUCAAGAUGGGACAGAUGAGGAACUGCUCACCCUGGCUGUCCUGCCAGGAGCUGAGAACACAAGUGAGGCAGCUAAAGCGCGUUGGGGAAGGAGCUGUGAAGAGAGUGUUUCUGUCAGAAUGGCAAGAACGCAAAGUCGCUCUCUCACAGCUCACCAGUCCAGAAAUGAAAGACGAUUUUCUCCAUGGGCUGCAGAUGCUGAAAUCUUUGCAGAGCAAACACACUGUCACAUUGCUUGGCUAUUGUGAGGAGGACAACACGAUUCUUACUGAGUAUCACCCCUUAGGUUCCUUGAACAACCUGGAAAAAACACUAAACCUCUCCAAGUACCGAACUAUGAACACAUGGCAGCAGAGGCUGCAGCUGGCCAUGGAUUAUGUAGGCAUCAUUGACUACCUGCAUCGCAGCCCCCUGGGCACGCUCGUUAUGUGUGACUCCAGUGACUUGCCCAAGACGCUGUCACAGUAUCUUCUGACGAGUAACCUUGGCAUUGUGGCAAAUGACUUGGAUGCCCUGCCCCUGGUGGACCACAGCUCCGGGAUGUUGGUGAAGUGUGGCCGCAGGGAGCUGCGUGGGGAGUUUGUCGCUCCAGAGCAGCUGUGGCCCUCUGGAGAGCACAUGCCUUUCCGUGAUGACCUCAUGCCCCCCUACGAUGAGAAGGUAGAUAUUUGGAAAAUCCCGGAUGUCUCCAGUUUCCUUUUGGGGCACACAGAAGGGAGUGAUAUGGUUCGAUUCCAUUUAUUUGAUAUCCAUAAGGCCUGUAAGAGCCAGAUUCCUGCAGAAAGACCCACUGCCCAGGAUGUUCUGGACACUUACCAGAAGGUUUUAAAAUCUCUUGGAGACGUUGUGCCGUCCCAGACAAGAGAGAUGCUGUAAAGACCAGCGCAGCUCUUGAGGGACGUGCUGAAGGCCCAGUGAUGUCCCAGCAGCCUUGCUGUGGUGGGGGAGGUUUUGGCUUGGCCUUGCUUUCGCUCUCAGCCAUGCGCUUUGUACUCUGUAUCCACCUGCACACCUGAGUGCAGCCUGGAGAGUUCCAAAGCCAGAGCAGACCUCGAUAUAAUCUCACCUUUCCUUGCAGAAGUCAUUUACUUCCAGGUGAAGACGCAGACAAGCAAAAAACCUACCCAGUAUUUGAAGGAAGUGAUAAAAAUGCAGCUGUAAAGAGACUUCAUCUACCUUAAUAAUUGAAUUCUAAUGUGAGAAAUAUGUAAGACAAGUUGUGUUGCUUGUUUUUAAUUUUCAUUUUAUCAGGAUAUGUUUGUAGUACAUAAUUACUACCCUUGUCAUGAGGGGUGGUAUGUGAUACAGCACAUCUUUUUAUGUCUCCUUCCUCUAUCAUCCUCUCUGCCAGCUCUUGAUUCUCUUCCCACUUACAAAAGAUCUAUCUCCUCGUUUUCCGGUAGCUUUUAUUUUUUUUCUUUAUUUGUACUUCGGAUGUUUUAUAAAAGAGAAACCAUA
Molecule: messenger RNA, 1875 nt
Organism: Cavia porcellus (domestic guinea pig)
Lineage: Eukaryota; Metazoa; Chordata; Mammalia; Rodentia; Caviidae
Gene: Pomk
Product: protein O-mannose kinase
Exons: 4
Coding region: 241-1293 (350 amino acids)
Biological process (GO): protein O-linked glycosylation; carbohydrate phosphorylation; protein phosphorylation
Cellular component (GO): endoplasmic reticulum membrane
Molecular function (GO): ATP binding; carbohydrate kinase activity; protein kinase activity
Source: RefSeq, a predicted model, not a curated record